AUGGAACCAAAGGAGGAUCCGCAGCAACAGCAUAAAAUAGAAGAUGCUGGUAUAAUGUAUAUAACUGAAAAAGAAGAACUCAAACAUGAAAAAGAACCUGGAAAGAGCACAUCACAUUCAAAACCAGGCAUCAUGAUACGCCGUGUAUAUUAUGCUAAAUUCAUUAACACAAAUGCAAGAACAUAUAAUGAACCAGUUCCCUACAUAGAUCCCAAAAAAGGGUCAGAAUAUCAGGUUGACUGGUGGUCACAUGGUAAAGAACCCGAGCAUCACUUUCAACCACCUUAUGACACUAAGAGCACCCAGAGGAGUGACUUUCAAAAACCAAUGUGCCCAUUGGUUUUGCCAGUCAGACACAGCAAGUUUCAAAAGCCUACUCGUGGAAUAGUUCCCCUUGCCUCUCCCGACGCAUCUGCAGAACUUCAAAAGAAUUUUAUAGAACGUAUCUCUUUCUUACAACAAUAUGAUUCCAGGAAAACUCCCAAUGAGCCAAUGCGGGGUAAGCGGUAUGGAGUUUUUAUGCAGAUAGAGAUAAAACCAGGGAGUAGGCCAAGCGCCCCUCCGGGAACAGAGGCAGGACUGACUGCUCCAGAACAGUCCAAGAAACCAGAGAAAGGAAAUCCAGCAGAGAGCAAAAUGACGUCACCGGGCCUUGGCCAACAAAAGUCCUCAGAGCUGUUAGAGCCUAAAACCCCCUUAUCAGAAACAGACGUCAGAGAGGCGGCCCAGGCCUGCCCCACGAGUCCCGCGGGGAGGAUGUCUGCGGACGGCGCUCCCAGGACUGCAGCGGAUGCUCCGACCACCAGGCACAGUCCUUCAAAUCCGCCAGCGAAAAGUCCGGAUAA
Pipistrellus nathusii (Nathusius's pipistrelle) is the source of this 845-nucleotide messenger RNA. The record is from the annotation of a GenBank genome assembly. Lineage: Eukaryota; Metazoa; Chordata; Mammalia; Chiroptera; Vespertilionidae.